GAAUUUGUCGAAGCACGCGCGUUGUUCUCACUUUCUCACAAUUACAAACAACAACAACAAACUGAAACAGCCCGGCAUCACAUUUGAUCGAUCAGAUCGACGAUGAAACCCCUGUUGAGCAACGACAAGGACGCCUUGAAGGCAUCUACUGAUAUCCAGCAGAGGAGUAAAGACGCUCUGUCUAGGAUCCAGCAUGACUUGGAAGAGACCCAACAGACGGGCGCCAUGACUCUGGAUGACUUGGACGCCCAGCGCCGUAAGAUGGAUGGCGUGGACCACCAGGCAGAUCGCUUGCAUGAUCAGUUGGACGAGACGGCAUAUUUGCAGAGCAAGUUGGGAUCUUGGUUUGGAGGAAAACGCAAAAAGAAAAACAGUAAUAGCACUAGCAAUAGCAGUAACAAAGACAGAGAAUCUCCGGAACAAGCCAAGAAUGACCUUAUAGAUUCAUCCAACACCAACGCCAACAGCAAGAACAAGAAGAGUGGAAAAUGGAAGUUUGGCAGAUCCUCCAAGAAAUCUUCCGUACACGAAGACCCCACCAUCUCAGUCACUAUUGGAUCUCUGGACAAGGAGACUGCCUUGUACCGGGGCGAACACAAGGAUGAAAUGAGGGCUCUGGCCCAAGGAGACCAUGAGAUUGACGCUCAAAUGGAUAUGAUUGGAAAUCAGCUGGGAAAUUUACUCACCAUGGCUCAAGAAAUUGGAUCCGAAACGAAACACCAGCAACAACGUAUUGAACGCGUUGACAAUCGAGUCGCAGAUGCACAGGAACGACAGAGAAAGGCAAACAAAAAGACUAAAAAGUUCUUGAGUCGAUAAUCAUUGCCCAAGACGCAAUUACAUUACAUAAGAUACAUCAUGCAGCAAUAUACUGUUCCGAUACUAUAGCAAUAGGACG
Molecule: messenger RNA, 898 nt
Organism: Seminavis robusta
Lineage: Eukaryota; Bacillariophyta; Bacillariophyceae; Naviculales; Naviculaceae
Source: the annotation of a GenBank genome assembly